AUGCCAUCCAGCAUGCCAGCAGCACACAGAGGCUUCUGCAAAAUCUCACGCUCGGCCCUGCUAUUUUCCAGCAGAACUAAAGCAAUGGGGAUCCUUUGGUUCAUUUUAAUCUUCAUCUCCCUGACCAGUCACGGAGAUGCUCAUGGACCAGACAGGUGUAACCACGAAGGGGGCUUGUGCCGAGUUGGAAACUGCGUUUCUGGUGAAUAUCUGGCUAGGUACUGCUUUGAACCCAUCAUUCUCUGUUGUAAAAGUUUAUCACCCACUACUGCAAAGAGCUGAAGAUUUCCAAAGGAGCAAACCGCAGCACGUGGAGAGCUGCAGGCUCCACUAACAAGGAACGAGCUGCUGUUGGGAAGGAGAUG
This is a messenger RNA of Harpia harpyja (harpy eagle), 365 nucleotides long. Its product is annotated as gallinacin-12-like. The coding region runs from base 1 to 282 and encodes 93 amino acids. NCBI's taxonomy places the organism in Eukaryota, Metazoa, Chordata, Aves, Accipitriformes, Accipitridae. The record is from RefSeq and is a predicted model, not a curated record. The transcript is spliced from 2 exons.